AUGUAUGAACUAGCACAUACGACCACAGGGUGUGGAAAACAGGGCUUCCCGUCCGCUCAGCCGUACUUAAGCCACACGCCGGGAGCGAAUCCCUUCUGUUGUAUGUUUUUAUCAUUUUCUUUUUCGACUUUUCAUGAUGCAAAACAUUCUCUAUCUUUGCUCCUAGCUGCUAGGACUAUAGUUCCCCUUUGCUCUGUCGAAUUUGUUAUAUUAUGUAGAAAAGAUGAGGUCUGUGGUCCAAAUGCCAUGACGAGACUGCCUUGGUGGUAA
This is a messenger RNA of Aspergillus neoniger CBS 115656, 270 nucleotides long. Lineage: Eukaryota; Fungi; Ascomycota; Eurotiomycetes; Eurotiales; Aspergillaceae. The record is from RefSeq and is a predicted model, not a curated record.